Molecule: messenger RNA, 2106 nt
Organism: Megalops cyprinoides (Indo-Pacific tarpon)
Lineage: Eukaryota; Metazoa; Chordata; Actinopteri; Elopiformes; Megalopidae
Product: UBA-like domain-containing protein 1
Exons: 3
Coding region: 221-685 (154 amino acids)
Molecular function (GO): protein binding
Source: RefSeq, a predicted model, not a curated record
UGGUGCCCGUACAGUAAAUAUUUGUGUUUGCUCAGCCGGUUGUACGCUAUGGUGGAUAACUGAGAGGGAAGGAGAGAGAGAGAGAAAGACAGAGGCAGAGUGACGAGAGUUAGUGCUUGUGAGAAACAGAGAGCGAGCGAGAAAACGGAGAAUAGCCUUAAGAACGGAUUCCCAAGUCUCGUAAUAAAACACGCGCUAGGAAAAUAACGCUCCGGCGAAUAUGGACGAACUAAAGCACCAAGUUAUGAUAAACCAGUUCGUCCUGACUGCUGGAUGCGCGGCGGACCAGGCAAAGCAGCUUUUGCAAGCGGCACAUUGGCAGUUUGAGACUGCGCUCAGUGCCUUUUUUCAAGAAACUAAUAUUCCAUACGGUCACCACCAUCAAAUGAUGUGCACUCCAGCCAACACGCCGGCGACGCCCCCCAACUUCCCCGACGCCCUCACCAUGUUCUCCCGCCUCAAGGCCUCUGAGAGCUUCCACAGCAGCAGCCCAAUUGCGCCCUUGGCCACCUCGCCCCCUCCUCAGGUCAACUGGGCCAUGGGCCCCCCCAACCCUGGCCAGCAGGGCCCGUGGACUCCAGGGCACGCCCCCUCACAGGCGCCCCCUCCUGGCUGGCCCGGAGCGGUCACCCAGCAAGCGUCCGCUGAACAGACGGCCAGCGUCGUCAUGGAGGCGGAGAGAUGAGUGGCUUGCGUGGCGGCUCGGUGCAAGCCAUGACGGACACAUGGGGGGGGGUUGGGUUGGGGACACGGGUGUACCACGAGGAGAGACAGCUGCAAAAAUCCUGAGAGUCUCGCAACUUGGGACUAUCACAGAGGCCAGACACCAAUGUACAGUUUGUAAGGCAAACAGAAAAACAGGCAUAAUUCAAUAAGAAAAUGCGAGACAUUCUAUUUGAUUCUUCCCUGAAUUUAAAAUGAGUAUCAAAAGUAAGGUAAAUUUUCAAAUGGAGUUGAAUGUCAUUAGGCCCGAGAACUCUUUAAACCAAGAACAGCGACUGAUAUGUCAGUUUUCUUUCCUCUUUUAAUGUUUUGGAUGGAGUGCCUCUGGAGCGGAGGCCGAUUGCACCCGUGCCGAUACUGCAUGAGCACAGAGCUGUCAUCACACGUUUUCAGUUUCAUAUUGAUAAAAAAUAAAACAACUCUACAUUUAUAUGAUAGGCAGCGUGCAUGAAUAAACACAGUCUCGAGAGAUAUGGAUGCAACCUGGAGACAUUUUACAACCGGAUUGGCCGACGGGGAGCUGCCAAUCUCAGCAAUCACCUGACUUUUAUAAGCCAAUCAGAGGUCAGCCGUUGGCAAAACACAGAACAUGUUUUAUCAAAUUGAAUAACCACAAUAACCACAAUAGCUUGUCUCUUCUAUAGAUAAGAAGUUUAAUAGGUUUUCUGUAUCCUUAAGGGUCAGGGGGGAGGGGUAUUCAUUUUUAAAUCAUUGUUUAUGAAUUUAUAUUGUUUUGUGGAUGAGUUUUAAUUUUUGGUUAUUCUUGUUUUGGGGAAGGGGAUUCAGUGGCUGACAUGCCACACAACACCAGACUACUAUUGGAAAAGAUUGUACUACAGACUUGUCACUUUGCACGACGUGUCGAGAUGUAUUGUCUUUUUGUAGCAAAUAUACAUUAAAGAAGAGAGAGCACUGUUUUCUUUAUUGGGAAAAGUGGUGUAGAUUUAAAUAUUCUUCCUCACUUCAAUUAUUUCUUGGUGUGUUCUAGGACGUAAAGGUGAACCUUCUCAUUAUUGUACAUAAAAGCAGAUAUGCGAGUAUGCAAAUCUGGGGUGAACAUGUCAUCUAAAGAAGUAAUGAAACAAACAAUUCUCCGUCAGAAGGGCGACCCAUCAUUAAUUGGAUAAUACAGUUCAUUUUGUUUAGGAGGUUUCCUCCAUAUGAACGGUUUUUCAUGUACACGUUUAUUUUUCUCCCUGUAAGGCUGUAUUGACUGUUCCCACAAUAUUUGUGGACUAACUGGUAAUUAACGUAUCAGUUUUUGUGUUCUAAAAUAAAUGCUGUAUGUUAUUAUCAUCAAUUAUCAUCAAUUCUACUGCAUCAUGCACCUGCUUACUGUGCUAAAAUGGUUUGAUUUCAUAUUAAGAUAUGAAAUUCAAAAAG